AUGUAUCAGGUCUUUGGAAACUUCGACCUGUGGACAUUGGUGAGCACUUGUUCACAGGUGGAAGGGUCAUCAGCUGUUUCCUCUUCCACAGGGACCCACAGUCUUCACUAUAAGCUCACAGUGAGGUCCCGAGGUGGAUCAGUGCAAUCAAGGUUUUUUGCUGAUUGUUACUGGGACCAUCAGUUCUUCCUUCAUUAUGAUAGUCACGAAAAAGAAAGUGCAAAGCCCCAGGAGCUAUGGGCAGAAAAACCUUUGGGAACUGAGAGCUGGGACACAGAGAUCCAGGAGUUGAUAGAGCACAGCAAGAAUCUAAAAGCAACCCUGGCAGAAAUCAAUGCCCAGCAGGAGAAGAAAGGAGUGUCCCCAGCAGUAAAUGUGACCUGUGGCGAGGCGCUGGAGGACACCAUCAACAUGACAUGUUGGGCUUUUGGCUUCUAUCCCCAGAAUAUCUCUGUGACCUGGCUUCAGGAUGGGGAACCAUGGAGCCAGGGCACCCAGCAGUCUUGGGGUGUUUUUCCCUAUGUGAAUGGGACCUACCAGACCUGGGUGUCCAUUAGGAUUCCCCAAGGACAAGAGCAGAGGUUCUGCUGCUAUGUGGGAUACAGAGGGAACAACAGCACUGGCCUUGUGUCCUGUGGUGAGCCUGGGCAUUCCUGCCGGAGUUUCCAACCAGAUGAGUCAGUGACCCUGGGUGGUGAGAGGGGAGAAGCCUUGAGACUGUGGUACCCAGAGUGUAACAAGCCUGCUUUCAGGGACUGCACUGCUGCUGGAGAGCCAAUGGCCACCUUUGUGGUGGUAUCCACUGUUACUGCUGGGAUUAUUUUCUUGUAUUCCUUCCUGCAAGAAGAGGAGGACAUCAGCUGCAGAGGGUUCAGAACUCGUGAGCUUAAAAGUCCUGGAUCAGCAGCAGAGGGCACCAAGUGACCACACUGGAUCCACACAGCUGGGGUGUCAGCCUCUGCUGAGAGCUCCUGGGGCUUCUUAGGAAGUACAGAGGGUGCAGCCCUGCACUGACCAGCACUUUCCCUCUUGGUGCCUUGGUUACAUCAUCGAUGCAAUGUGGACACACAUGUUUACUAACUGUUGGCACUGGGGAGCAUAUGUGGGGGGCUUACUAAAGCCCAGUACAGCUCUAUUGUACUAGGUAGCCUCAAUAUUUUAUUAUGUUUUAACAUAUCAUUUAAUAAGUUAUGAUAUUUUAACAAGUGAGAUUUAUUUGUAGUUGUCCUUGUUCUGUCUCCUCCCAAGAAACCUCAAAUACUGGCGUUCCUUGACUGUUGAGGGCCCUUCAAGUUCUCUCUGACACUCUGUCUUACCUCCUAUCUGGAUAGGUUUACACUCCACAUUUUUAAAUGCUAUUAAAUAUGACAUAUAUCUGGUCUGUGCUUUCCUUUAUCUUCUGGGAAGGGACAGCAUGAAAGGGUCUGUGAAAAUGACAUGUUUGUCUCCAUGUUUGACACAGAGUUCCUAAACCUACCCUGUGGUACUCUCAUAGUUGCCAAUUAGAAAAAGCCACAUCAGCAACAGGCAUGGUCUCCAGGGUGGUUUCUGUGGGUGCUUUGUGAUGGGGAGACCAAGCAGAAGCCACUAGAACUACCUCCUCCUAGGAAAAUAAUACUGCACUCCUGGAUGGAUGGCAGAGAUUAAUGACUUAAAAAUUUCCCAAUUCAUCCCACCUGUUUGGCCUGUGCAGAAAGUGGAGGACCAUGGUGAUUGCUGUAAACUUAUCCAGGUGGUGACUCCAAUUGUAACUGCUGUAUUAGACGAAGUUUUAUUGUUUGAGCAAAGUAACACACACCCUGGUACCUGAUGUGCUGCGCAACGUCUUUUCCUCCAUUACUGUUCAAGAGGUCCACCAGCUCUGAAGACCAGAAAUAAGUGAUCAGUGUUUUAAUUUUCUUUACAGUGGAAAAUAUGCAUAUAUUUAGAAUUGUCAGGUUGCUACAGUUUAGAUGAUCCUAAUUUUAUUCGUAGUAUCUAAAGCAUCAUA
Molecule: messenger RNA, 1990 nt
Organism: Ictidomys tridecemlineatus (thirteen-lined ground squirrel)
Lineage: Eukaryota; Metazoa; Chordata; Mammalia; Rodentia; Sciuridae
Source: RefSeq, a predicted model, not a curated record